Messenger RNA from Ailuropoda melanoleuca (giant panda), 8318 nucleotides. RefSeq names its product autophagy related 2B (gene ATG2B). Gene Ontology annotation, cellular component: phagophore assembly site; phagophore. The transcript is spliced from 42 exons. Gene Ontology annotation, biological process: reticulophagy; autophagy of mitochondrion; glycophagy. Lineage: Eukaryota; Metazoa; Chordata; Mammalia; Carnivora; Ursidae. The coding region runs from base 485 to 6718 and encodes 2077 amino acids. The record is from RefSeq and is a predicted model, not a curated record. Gene Ontology annotation, molecular function: phosphatidylinositol-3-phosphate binding; protein-membrane adaptor activity.
CGCCCGGGCGCGCGCCGCGAAGGCGGGUGUCGCGAACGCGCCGGGAGCGUCCCAGAGCCGGGAGCGCGCCCCGCGGAUGACAACAAAUUCGUCGUGCGCCGGCGGUGGAGGAGUCCGCCUCAGUACCUGCCUCAGGCCCUGCUGCCUCCCCGCGUGUCCUCUUGCAUCCUCUCUCCGUGACUACUAGGACCCUCGCGGAGGCCCCGCACUCCCACCCCGGGCCUGGGACGACGGGGACUCCUCCGCGCCUGGCCCCUGCCAGGCCUAGCGCGAGUCGCGCUGCUCGGGCGAUGGGGUCGCCUUGAGGGACGCCCGUCGCCCAGCGGGCAUGGAGGGGCUGUCCCGGGCUUAGGCCCCGCCGCGGACCGGGGACGCCGGCUGGGACCCGAGGCGCAGCUGCCGCGGCCUGGAGCCGGAGCCUGUGCCCCAGGGCCGGAGUCGCCGCCUCCUGCAGCCCCCGCGGGCCCCGUUGCCAGCCCUUAUCAUGCCUUGGCCGUUUUCGGAGUCCAUCAAGAAGAGGGCCUGUCGGUACCUCCUGCAGAGGUACCUGGGCCACUUCCUGCAGGAGAAGCUGAGCCUGGAGCAGCUCAGCCUGGACCUGUACCAGGGCACUGGGUCCCUCGCCCAAGUCCCCUUGGACAAAUGGUGUCUCAAUGAGAUCCUGGAGUCGGCAGAUGCGCCUUUAGAAGUCACCGAAGGAUUCAUACAGUCAAUUUCUCUGUCAGUUCCGUGGGGCUCCUUGCUACAGGAGAAUUGUGCACUGGAAGUGAAGGGGCUAGAAAUGGUCUUCCGGCCUAGACCCCGCCUAGCAACUGGUUCUGAGCCUAUGUAUUGGUCAAGUUUCAUGACCAGCAGUAUGCAAUUGGCAAAAGAAUGUCUUAGCCAGAAAUUAACAGAUGAACAAGGAGAAGCAUCACAGCCUUUUGAAGGACUUGAAAAGUUUGCUGAAACCAUUGAAACAGUACUAAGAAGAGUGAAAGUCACUUUUAUAGACACUGUCUUGAGAAUUGAACAUGUGCCAGAAAAUUCCAAAACUGGAGCUGCACUUGAAAUUCGAAUAGAAAGAACUGUCUACUGUGAUGAAGCUGCCGACGAGGCCUCAGGAAUUAACGUGCAUCAGCCCACGGCCUUUGCUCACAAGUUACUUCAGCUCUCCGGAGUAUCUCUCUUCUGGGAGGAGUUUUCUGCGUCAGCAAAAUCUUCCCCAGUGUGUUCAACUGCACCAGCGGAAACUGAGCCAAAGCUGUCACCUAGCUGGAAUCCCAAAAUUGUUUAUGAGCCGCACCCACAACUAACUAGAAAUUUACCAGAGGUAGCGCCCUCUGACCCAGUGCAGAUUGGAGGGCUAAUUGGUAGGCUGGAGUUGAGCCUCACAUUGAAACAGAAUGAAGUACUUCCUGGAGCUAAGUUGGAUAUUGAUGGACAGAUAGACUCUAUUCAUCUAUUCCUGUCACCAAGGCAGGUGCACUUGCUUUUGGAUAUGUUAGCAGCUAUUGCUGGACCAGAAAAUUCUAGCAAAAUAGGGUUAGCUAAUAAAGAUAGAAAAAACCGACCCAUGCAGCAAGAAGAUGAAUAUCGAAUUCAGAUGGAAUUAAACCGGUAUUACCUGAGGAAAGAUUCCCUCUCCGUGGGUGUAUCUUCAGAGCAAAGCUUUUACGAGACAGAAUCCGCUCGUACACCUUCUAGCCGUGAAGAAGAAGUUUUCUUCUCCAUGGCUGAUAUGGACAUGUCCCACAGUCUCUCUUCUCUUCCACCUCUGGGAGACCCUCCAAAUAUGGACCUUGAGUUAUCAUUAACUAGUACCUACACAAAUACUCCAGCGGGGUCUCCAUUAAGUACUACUGUGCUUCAGCCAACAUGGGGAGAUUUCCUUGAACAUCAUAAGGAACAGCCAGUAAGAGGGUCCGCAUUGCCAACCAACCUGGUUCACCCACCAAAUUUACAGAAGACUUCUCUCCCAUCUAGAUCUGUUUCAGUGGAUGAAUCUAGGCCUGAACUUAUUUUUAGAUUAGCUGUGGGAACUUUUUCCAUCUCUGUACUUCACAUCGACCCUUUAUCUCCACCUGAAACGUCACUGAACCUCAAUCCAUUGACACCUUUGGCGAUAGCUUUCUUUACCUGCAUAGAAAAGACUGACUCAGCAACAUUUUCAACAGAUGAUUUUAAGUCUUUCCGAGCAGUAUUUGCAGAAGCCUGCAAACAUGAUCACCUCAGAUUUAUAGGUACUGGUAUCAAAGUGACCUAUGAACAGAGACAAAGAUCAGCUUCGCGAUAUUUUAGUACUGAUAUGUCCAUUGGGCAAAUGGAACUUUUGGAGUGCCUGUUUCCAACGGAUUCUCAUUCUGUUCCUCCUCACUACACAGAGCUUUUAAUGUUCCAUUGCAAAGAGCGAACUGAUUCCCAUCCCCCUGUGUGUCUUCAGCUUCAUUAUAAGCAUUCUGAGAAUAAAGGACCCCAGGGUAAUCAGGCAAGACUUAGUUCUGUUCCUCAGAAGGCAGAAUUACAAAUUAAGCUAAAUCCUGUGUUUUGUGAGCUGGAUAUCAGUAUUGUGGACAGGUUAAAUUCCUUGCUUCAACCACAAAAGCUUACUACGGUAGAAAUGAUGGCAUCGCACAUGUAUACUUCAUACAAUAAACAUAUUAGUCUGCACAAGGCUUUCACUGAAGUAUUUCUGGAUGAUUCACAUAAUCCUGCAAAUUGUCGGAUAUCAGUACAAGUUGUCACGCCGGCGUUAAACCUUUCUGUUCGCUUCCCAAUACCUGAUCUUCGGUCAGAUCAAGAAAGAGGACCGUGGUUUAAGAAGUCACUUCAGAAGGAGAUCCUUCAUUUAGCAUUCACAGACCUAGAAUUUAAGACUGAAUUUAUAGGAGGAUCAACCCCAGAACAAAGUAAAUUGGAGCUUACCUUUAGAGAAUUAGUAGGGUCAUUCCAGGAAGAUAAAGGAGAACCAUCUGUGAAGUUUUUCCAUGUGUCUAGCGGAGUGGAUGGAGAUACAGCGUCCUCAGAUGACUUCGACUGGCCACGAAUUGUACUGAAAUUAAAUCCGCCAGCUGUGCAUUCCAUUUUGGAGAGAAUAGCAGCUGAGGAAGAAGAGAAUGAUGGCCGCUAUCAGGAGGAGGAGGAAGGGGGUGCUCACUCCCUGAAGGACGUUUGUGAUCUGCGAAGACCAGCCCCAUCUCCCUUCUCCUCUCGUAGAGUCAUGUUUGAAAACGAGCAGAUGGUGAUGCCAGGAGACCCUGUGGAAAUGACAGAGUUUCAAGAUAAAGCAAUCAGCAAUUCUCACUAUGUCCUGGAACUUAUGUUACCCAACAUUCAUAUAACACUACCUAAUAAAAGCUUUUAUGAGAAGCUUUAUAAUAGGAUCUUUAAUGACUUGCUGCUGUGGGAACCAACAGCUCCUUCACCAGUGGAGACAUUUGAAAAUAUUUCCUAUGGUAUUGGUCUUUCUGUAGCCAGUCAGCUGAUUAAUACCUUCAACAAAGAUAGUUUUAGUCCAUUUAAAUCCACAGUUCACUACGAUGAGGAAAGUGGAUCUGAGGAGGAGACGUUGCAGUAUUUUUCUACUGUCGAUCCCAACUACCGUUCCCGUAGGAAAAAAAAACUAGACUCUCAGAACAAGAACUCGCAGAGUUUUCUCUCGGUUCUUCUGAGUAUUAACCAUGGACUAAUGGCAGUGUUUACAGAUGUCAGGCAAGAUAAUGGAGAGCUGUUGGAAAAUAAGCAUGGCGAAUUCUGGUUGGAGUUCAACAGUGGUUCCUUGUUUUGUGUGACCAAGUAUGAAGGCUGUGAUGACAAGCACUACAUCUGCCUUCAUUGCAGCAGUCUCAGUCUGUACCACAAAGGCGUAGUAGAUGGAGCGAUUCUUCCUACAGAAACACGACUGCCCAGUUCCACCCGUCCACACUGGUUGGAACCUACUAUUUAUUCCUCUGAAGAAGAUGGCCUCAGUAGAGGUUCCUCAGAUGGUGUUGCAGGAGACGCUUUGAAUAUGCUCUCUGUUGCAGUUAAAAUACUCUCUGAUAAGUCAGAGUCCAAUACGAAGGAAUUUCUCAUUGCUGUGGGGUUGAAAGGAGCCACACUCCAGCACCGAAUGCUUCCUUCUGGGCUUAGCUGGCAUGAGCAGAUCUUAUACUUCUUGAGUAUUGCUGACGAACCUGUUCUGGGGUAUAACCCUCCAACUUCGUUUACAACUUUUCAUGUUCAUCUCUGGAGCUGUGCACUUGAUUAUAGGCCUCUUUAUUUGCCGAUCCGAUCUCUUCUCACUGUGGAAACCUUCAGCGUUUCGAGUAGUGUGGCCUUGGACAAAUCCUCAUCUACUCUCAGAAUAAUCUUGGAUGAAGCUGCUUUGCAUUUGUCUGACAAGUGUAAUACUGUUACUAUAAAUUUGAAUAGAGAUUACGUUCGUGUGAUGGAUAUGGGGCUUUUGGAAUUAACCAUAACUGCAGUGAAAUCUGAUUCUGAUGGAGAGCAAACUGAGCCGCGCUUCGAGCUACACUGUUCCAGUGACAUUGUCCAUAUCAGAACGUGCUCCGACUCUUGUGCGGCGUUAAUGAAUCUCAUUCAGUACAUUGCAAGCUACGGGGACUUACACGCGGCAAACAAGGUGGAGAUGAAGCCUGGAGCCCCUUACAGAAAGAUGAAGGUAGAUUCCAGUGGUCGCUCGUCCUCACGAGGUCCAGUACUUCCUGAAGCCGACCAGCAGAUGUUACGCGAUUUGAUGAGUGACGCUAUGGAAGAGGUUGACCUGCAGCAGGCCGCCGCGUCUGCGCAAGCCCAGGCUAACGGUGUUUUGGAUGAAAAAUCUCAAACUCAGGAGCCAUGUUGUUCAGACCUCUUCCUGUUUCCAGAUGAGAGUGGGAACGUGUCCCAGGAGCCCGGCCCUCCUUACACCUCGUUCACACACCACUUGAUUAGUGAUGCAAUGGCAGGUGCGCCCACUGAGAAUGACGACUUUUGCAUUCUUUUUGCACCAAGAGCAAACAUUCAGGAGAAGGAGGAAGAGCCAGUUGUAAAAGUGAUGGUCGAUGAUGCAAUUGUAAUAAGAGAGAAUUACUUUAGUCAGCCCGCUAAGAAGACGGAUACGAGCAAAGCCCCAUUGCACUUCCCCAUCCCUGUUGUCCGUUAUGUUGUUAAAGAAGUCUCUCUCGUUUGGCAUCUUUAUGGAGGAAAGGAUUUUGGAACAGUCCCUCCUACUUCUCCAGCUAAAAGUUACAUCAGUCCCCACAGUUCACCUUCUCACACACCCACAAGGCAUGGACGUAACAUGGUAUAUGGGGGAAAAGGAAGAAACCAUGACUUUUUAAUGGAAAUACAGUUAAGCAAGGUGAAGUUUCAGCAUGAGGUCUACCCGCCUUGCAAACCGGAGUGUGACUCCGGCCUCUUAGAGCACCCGGUCUCCCGCCAGGUGUUCAUCGUGCAGGAUCUUGAAAUCCGAGAUCGUCUGGCAACAUCACAAAUGAAUAAGUUUUUGUACCUGUAUUGCAGUAAAGAAAUGCCUCGAAAAGCCCAUUCCAACAUGUUGACAGUGAAAGCAUUACACGUGCGCCCGGAGUCCGGCAGGUCACCUCAGGAAUGCUGCUUGAGAGUGUCCCUGAUGCCACUUCGCCUCAAUAUCGACCAGGAUGCCUUGUUCUUCCUGAAGGAUUUCUUCACCAGUCUUUCUACGGAAGUAGAGCUGCUGGUGGCCCCAGAUCCAGAAGUUAAAAAGUCUCCUGGAGCUGAUGUCACCUGCAGUUUGCCAAGGCACUUAAGCACCUCCAAGGAGCCAAAUCUAGUUCUUUCUUUCCCUGGGCCAAAGCAGCCUUCCCAAGAUAAUGGUGCCAAUUCAGUGGAAGUGGUUAAUGGGGAGGAAGAGAAGGACUUCACAGCUGAAGAAGCAUCAUUUAGUGAUCAGCCAGUGUUUUUUAGAGAAUUUAGAUUCACAUCAGAAGUUCCUAUUCGACUUGAUUAUCAUGGCAAGCACGUUUCAAUGGAUCAGGGUACGCUAGCCGGGAUUCUAAUUGGUCUGGCCCAGUUAAACUGCUCAGAACUGAAGCUGAAGCGGCUUUUCUACCGGCAUGGCUUGCUAGGUGUUGACAAAUUGUUUUCGUAUGCAAUCACCGAAUGGCUUACUGACAUUAAGAAGAACCAACUACCAGGAAUCCUGGGAGGGGUUGGGCCUAUGCAUUCACUAGUACAAUUAGUGCAAGGCCUGAAGGACUUGGUCUGGUUACCGAUAGAGCAGUACCGGAAGGAUGGUCGCAUUGUCAGAGGGUUCCAGAGAGGUGCUGCCUCCUUUGGCACCUCGACAGCAAUGGCUGCUCUGGAGCUCACAAACAGGAUGGUUCAGACCAUACAGGCAGCAGCAGAGACUGCUUAUGACAUGGUGUCUCCUGGGACCCUUUCUAUGGAGCCCAAGAAGAUCAAAAGGUUUCCUCAUCACCGCUUAGCCCACCAGCCAGUGGACCUGCGGGAAGGUGUGGCCAAGGCCUACAGUGUUGUGAAAGAGGGACUUACAGACACGGCUCAGACAAUUUACGAAACCGCGGCUCGAGAACACGAGAGCAGAGGGGUCACUGGUGCCGUGGGCGAGGUCCUGCGCCAGAUUCCUCCUGCGGUGGUGAGACCUCUGAUUGUUGCCACAGAAGCGACAUCAAACGUCUUAGGCGGCAUGAGAAACCAAAUUAGACCAGAUGUCCGGCAAGACGAGUCACAGAAAUGGCGCCAUGGGGAAGACUGACACUUCAGAUGCGGUCCUUUGUGGAGACGGGGAGGGUGAGAAUAAGGAGGAGGUGUCCUGUUGGCAGUGUUAGAGGGUACUCGUUUAACUUUAUUGUGCUCAUCUCAGGAACAAAAGCAUUUCUUAGUUAAAUAAUUUAAUAUUAAAGCAACAUGCAACCAAAAACUUUUGACAUUUUAGGGCUAGUUUGGUACUUGCCUAGAGAAAUGUUUGGUGGCUAGUGUCAAAAGUCCUUAAGUGUUUGCUGCCAAGUGAGUGGAUUGCUUGCUUUUAUUAAAAUGGCUGUAAUCCUCCUGCUAUGGAUGAGACAUCAUUGGAAACCUCCUGUCACAGUACAGAGUGCUCAGAAACAUGCGUGCACUUUGAAAGCACUAUUUAUGCUGCCCUGAGGAAUUGAGUUUUCUCAAGGAUAAAAAGAAUCACAGCUUCGAAACUUUCAUUGAGAAUGAGAGACAGAAGCUACAGGGAAAGCGAAGCAAAUAGGAUUUUAAUAUAAAUAUCACUGAGGAAUAAAUAACCUAGUCUGAUGGAUUUAGUGUCCGUGCACUUGAGAACGUUAUUUCCGUUCCCUCAGAAAAUCUUUCUGUGGGCGUUUGAGAACGUGAAUGUUGCAGACAUGUUCUGUUGUGUUGCACUUUAUCCUCUGUGUGUGUGUGUGUGUGUGUGUGUGUGUUUAGAUUAAUACAAGUCAUGUGAUCUAUUUGUUAUGUCAUUUACAGAUUUUCACAAAAUAUAAAGAGGAGUAAGACUGAAUGUUUUUGGCAAAGGAAGCUAACUCAGAUGUAGUAACUUCCAUUCAUUUUAAGUGUAAAUGAAAAUGUGCGUUCUAUAAUGAACUGGGGCCCAUAUGAUUGUUUAUGUGUUCACUUUUAAGCAGAUAUAGUGCAAGCUUGUUAGGAAUGCGUGGAAAGGGAGAUUGGAAAUGAUUUUUACUUUUCUGAAAUUAACCAAAAAUCCUCCAAAUACGCCCUAGUCAGCUAUUUCGGAGUACCGUUUUUACUUGGUUAACAAUGUACAUUUUGAUAACCUGUCAGGAAUGAAUAAAGUAUUUUUAUUUAAAGGUAAAAUUGUUUCAUGCUUCCAUGAACAUUUUGCUUUUCUUAGAGCAUAUUCAUAGAUGCAGUACUUGGAUCCAUCCCAAGACACUUGGGGAAUACUUUCUCGAAACUGAUUUUGGUUAAUAUCGAGUAAGUCAUUACCUAGGUGUGAGAGGAAAAUUGUUUGCAAGGACUCACUUUUUUACUUUAGGUGAAUCUUGCAGAAAGUAAGUGUAGGACUUCGUGUUCAUCCACUGUUUAAAGUCGCAUGAUGUGAAUUCUCAUUUUCUGAAGUGGGAGAAUGCUGUCCACGUGAAUUUGGAUUUCAGAACUGCAUUUCAGUUUGGGGUUUUUAAAAGUGAUGUUGAAUCGAUUCCAUUCUCUAGAUUUUCUGAACAAGAAAGCAAUGUAAACCAAACAUCUGGACGUUUAAAAUUCAUAAAAAUUGUGCUAAACAGCAUUUAAUUUUUAUUGUUUCCUUUUUACUGCUAAAAAAACUUUAAAAAGGCACUGCUCAUGGAACCAUCCGUUACUCUGUCUCAAAUAAAUGGAGUUGUGUAGAA